AGCGUGUGUACGUGUGUGUGUGGCGCGGCAUCACUAUGGACUUCCUUUCUCAGACGCUAUCCUUCCUCGCUGUGGCUCUUGUGUGGGGAACAACAAAUCCUUUGCUCAAGAAAGGCAGUGUCGGAGUAGAGAAGAUACAGUGCCGUGGUAGACUGCGUCAGUUAUUCGCCGAGCUCGCGUUCCUUGCCCUGCGGUGGCAGUACGUGGUACCGUUCCUGGUCAACCAGUCGGGCUCAGUGCUGUAUUACGUUACCAUCGGCCAGGCCGACAUCUCUCUCGCUGUUCCCAUCACAAACUCUCUCACCUUCCUCGUAACCUCUGUGGCUGGACGGCUGAUGGGAGAAAAGUCCCCCACGAACACUACGUACCUGGGGGUCGUGUUGGUCCUGGUUGGCGUAGCUCUCUGUAUUGCUUCUAAAUUGCACUGA
This is a messenger RNA of Geodia barretti, 428 nucleotides long. Lineage: Eukaryota; Metazoa; Porifera; Demospongiae; Tetractinellida; Geodiidae. The record is from the annotation of a GenBank genome assembly.